GGGCGGCCGGCGCCUGCCACGUUGCUGCCGGCGGUGGCGGCUCCGCGCGGCCCGGCCGGAAGGGGGAGAGGCUCGGUGAGGGACGGCGGCGCCCGGCCAUGGCCGGAGGCGGCCGCUGAGGGGAGGGGGAGCGGCUGGGCGGCUCGCCCGGGCCCCGCCGGGGGAAGGGAGGAAGGGGCGCGAUGCUGGCCGGCAGCCUGGUGGAGGAGUUCGAGAUCCGCGAGGAUGAGCCCUGGUACGACCAGCAGGACCUGCAGCAAGAUCUUCACCUUGCUGCUGAGCUUGGGAAGACACUACUGGACCGAAACACUGAAUUAGAGGAAUCUUUACAGCAAAUGUAUGCAACAAACCAAGAGCAACUGCAGGAAAUAGAGUAUCUCACAAAGCAAGUGGAGCUCUUACGUCAAAUGAACGAUCAACACGCAAAAGUCUAUGAGCAGCUGGAUGUGACAGCAAGAGAACUAGAAGACACUAAUCAAAAACUAGUUGCGGAGAGCAGAGCUUCACAACAAAAGAUACUAAGCUUGACAGAGACUAUUGAAAAUCUGCAAACGCACAUUGAUGACCUUCAAAGACAAGUAGAAGAACUGAAAAAGUCUGGACGAGGCCGGAUGAGCCAUGAGAGAUCUGACCAGCCAAGAUCAAUGCAUAGUUUCUCGUGUUUGAAGGAGCUGUAUGACCUUCGCCAGUAUUUUGUUUAUGAUCAUGUGUUUGCAGAAAAGAUAACUUCAAUGGAUAGUCAGCUAAGUCCUCUAGAAGAAGAAAAUGAGAACUUAAAAAAGGCAGUUACAGUUCUGCAAGCCCAACUUAACCUAGAAAAAGAGAAGAGGAUGACCAUGGAAGAGGAAUAUAGUCUUGUGGUAAAAGAAAACUGUGACCUUGAACAGAGGCUUGUUGAUAUAGACUUGUAUCGGGCUCGUGCAGAGGAGUUGGAAGUGGAAGUAGCUGAAAUGCGCCAAAUACUUCAGUCUGAAAACACAUUCCAUAAUGCAGAGAAAUUGGUGCCAGAAUCAUUUUUCAUUUCAUUCAAGGAAUCCUUAGAAAGGGAGCUUGGUCAGAGCCCAGCAGAUGAUGGACUUCUGACUGUAUGUGAGCUUGACAAGAAGGCAUUGAAGCGGAGCAGUAGUGAAACUUUCCUAAGUAGCGCUGCAGGGGGAGACAUUCUAAGGGGCCACGAAGAAACGUGUAUUAGGAGAGCUGAAGCUGUGAAGCAGCGAGGAAUCUCUGUGCUUAAUGAAGUUGAUGCUCAGUAUAAUGCUCUGAAAGUGAAGUAUGAGGAACUUUUAAAGAAGUGUCAAAUCGAUGAAGAUUCUUUGAAACACAAGGCUGUACAAACACUGAAGCAGUAUUCCAAAGACCUUAACGUGGGAAAUACCCAGUAUGAUCUUUCAGCUAGCAAUCAAGAAUUCACAAAUGUGGAGCUAAGUGACUCUCCUGCAAAUGCUCCUCCUGAAUAUAAAGCACUCUUCAAGGAGAUCUUUAGCUGUAUCAAAAAAACAAAGGAAGAAAUAGAUGAACACAGAUCUAAGUACAAGUCCCUCUCUUCUCAACCCUAACACUGGACUUUCUGAUGACCCAUUUUCUGUUGAUGACUAAUCUGUUAUUCAAAGAGGGGAAAACCUUUAUACAAAUGUCAAAAGACCCCUUAUACUGUUUCUUUUAGCACUCAAAAUGAAUGUUUUCAAUUGGUUUGUAGACAUGUAGUUAACAGGCUGGUUAGACUAGCAGUCUCCUUGUACCUAUGUAGCAAUAGAUUUAAUGUUGUUUAGCACUGUCACACAAACCAGUGGUUGGAAAGCAAACAAACAUCAUAGCUUAAUACUACACUACUUCAUACUACACAAUGUCUGUCCAGAGUAGUAAUUGACACUAGUUUCCCUAGUCCACUUCAUAUUAACAGAGCUAAGAAAUCUGUUCAGUACUUCUCACAAGGAACCAGGCUAUAAAGCUUUUCUUUGGCUUGCAGGUGAUGAUCUAGCCCUGUAACUAAGCAAAAACAUGUAGAAAAUGAACAAAAACAAAGCCCCUGAUCAUGGGCAGCCUCUCCUUGAGUCUUGAGAAUGAAGCGAACAGUCUAGCUGAAGUUGCUUUGGCAGGGAGGUGGAGAGCGGGCACAGCAGCUUGCGCUGUGCUUGGUUUAAGUUAAUACCACGUUUUCACAUGCACUAAGCUCUCCCACAGGUUGGUAUAAACGUCUUCUUACUAAGAAAGGAUUUGACAAAGUUUGUGUGGCUUCUAGGUAUGGUUUCUUAUGUAGGGAACUUUGUCUUAAGGCAAGAUACUGUGAAUUGAUUAUGUAUGUUAUUUGGGACCUACUGUUCUUUUUUGGUGGAAUGCCUGCAAAGUACAUACAUUUGUGUAUUUGGUAAGAUAGAAAGUUGCAAUUUAGCUAUUUAACUUUAGCAGUAGCAUUGAUAUAGUGGAAUAGCUUUUAAGCCUACAUACCACAAGCUCCCAGUGCUUGAAGGAGACAGGUCAGGUAAAACCUUAUAUGGGUUUGUCUGUUGCUUCCAUUGUCAACUUCUGUGGACCUAUUCCAUGCUGCCUAUGGGGUGGAUGCAACACUGCCAGAACAUAUCCUUCUGAAAACAGGGGCCCAUGUUCUUGUUCUUCCUCUCCUUCUCCACUCCCUAAUAAUAAGUUCAUAGGUUUUCAAAUUCUGGAAAACAAAACAUGAAGAUGUUCUUUAAAACUGCUUUGAAGUGUGAAGAAUGGGGAAAAAAAGCUAAGCAAUUAAGGAGAAAGAGGGCACCAGGAGUGGCGACAUCCUUCUUAUAAAGUGUCUCGUAACUUAAUUUGUUCAACUGUUCUUGGGAACCACCUACUUAUUGCCUUGUCUGAGUUGCUGCAAUACACCAAACAGUUGAAAGCGUGUUGACAAUUUCUGAGCUCUAGUUCAGCUGCUAUUACAGUUCUGUCUGCCUUAUGUACCCUGUUAAGCUUGUGUAUAGCUGUCCUUCAGUUGCAGUAUUAAGACUUCAUAUUGUGGGAAUUUCUCAAAAACAUGUUGCAUUCUUUAAAGUUAUUUAAAAAUGGGAAUCUGAAUGUUGUGAAUAUUUUUCUAAGCAAAUAAAUAAGCCAGUCAAGCUACAUGUGUAACUAGUAAUUCUACCUAUCUGUGCCAAUCAGGAAACUCUGCAGAUGGUACCUGCACUAUCUAGUCUUGCAAUCUUUCCAUGAUAGCUCAGAUAGAGUUCCCAUUACAUUUGCACUAAAAAAAAAAAAAAUUGCACUAAAAGGAAAAGGAUAGGUGUGCCUGGGAUAGAAAGCCAGAGGCAACUAAGUGGUUUCUAUUUGUUUUCUUGUUGUGGUGAUUCUUUUUUUUUUUUUUUUUUCCAGAAAGUGUGUGAGGGGUGGAAGGCAGGAAAGCUGCUCUUCUGCCAUUAGGUUAACUAUAUUGUUACUGUUUCCCUAAUAGUUGGGUCCUCAUCAUCUAGAGACCUUCUGCUGGAAAGGAGUAACCUUAAAAGAGAAAGCUGUAAUGCUGUUAGUCACAAGCCAUUUACUGCUGAUGCUGCUCACCACUUCAGGAGAAGGGGAUCCACACCUGUGAGACCAGCAGUUAUGUAACAGCAACUUGGAAUGUCUGGUUAAAUAGGUGAUCUUUAGUAGUUUAAUGCUGUUUGCUAACAGAGCACAUUCUAUAUACUUUUGCACCCUUUGAAAAUAUUCAAAGUGUUCUUAAAUUUCCAGAGAACUAUUUAAUUCUUCUGUAGUGUAACUUGCCCUUGCCCACCUGUGCCACUGCUAAAGUAUAUCACAGUACAGCCAAAGCUUAACACAUUUAUUCUGUAAUAAACUCCUAGGCUGUGUUCUUUUGUAACUUCACUCAUACUGUGGCUUCCCCAGGGAGAGGCUUUAUAUACACAACUGUAGGUUACUGCUACAGCAACAAGGUCAUACUAGGUAAGUGUCAAGACAUGGAUGCACAAAGGACAAAGGCUGCAAAAGCUGGCUGAACUUCAGUGCUGCCCAGUUACAUUUAAGUAGCUAAUAAACUACACUAGCAUAUGAACUCAGGUAGGGUUUUAACAGUUUAAAAGUGUUUUCCACAGAAGUGUGAAAUGCUGUAAGUAUGCCAAAUGUUACGCUUGGGCCAAUCUUCUCUGGCUUAACUACGUUAAUCGGUUUAUUUUUGUCAACAACUGAGUCUUUUCUGAGCAUAAGUAGAUGAAGCUAAUAGAAUCUACUUGAGCUUCUCAUGUGAUGGAAAUUAUAGCAAACAAAAACCAGUAAAAAGUAACCCUGCUCUAAAACUCCUCCAGUAGGGCAUUCUUUAUCUUACUGCAGUUAGGCUUAAAUGAUAAACCUAGAACGGAAAAAAAACUCAGUUACUGUACCUUGUGCAACAGGCUUUCAUCUUGACAGCCACCUCUAAGCACCCCCUAAAGAACAUGAUGCAAGCAGAAUAAUGUAAAGCAAGUUAAGAGGUAGUUCACUAUCUACUUGUAAGGUCUACUAAAAACGUUCCUGACCUUUCUUUCCUCUGUAAGCCUUUGGGCUCUAAAAGGAGCAGGGAUAGUUUCCAUUUCUUCCUGGACAAACAAGGCAGGGUACAGCAAUAUGCCACAGCUGACCUUCAAGAUAAAAUUUUAUUUUUUAAAAAAUUACACAAAAUAGAAGUUUUACAUUGUUGCCAAGUGUGAUAACUACAGCUGGAUGCCUUCUAUGUGGUGCACUUACCUUGUUGUGUUUGCACAUAAUGCAAAAAAAUCCCUCCAACAAAACCCACAUCAAUGCACAAAAUCCAGUAGUUGUUCCACAUCUGUUUCAAGUGUAAGUUCUUUUGCCAGUUCAUUUCACAUACAACAGGUGAGAACAAUUGCUAUGUAGUACAGUUUAGAGACAGUGAUUUUUGUCACCCACCCCCCGGCCCUGACC
Cygnus atratus (black swan) is the source of this 4881-nucleotide messenger RNA. RefSeq names its product cerebellar degeneration related protein 2 (gene CDR2). Lineage: Eukaryota; Metazoa; Chordata; Aves; Anseriformes; Anatidae. The transcript is spliced from 5 exons. The record is from RefSeq and is a predicted model, not a curated record. Bases 183 to 1556 code for a protein of 457 amino acids.